Messenger RNA from Plutella xylostella (diamondback moth), 1335 nucleotides. NCBI's taxonomy places the organism in Eukaryota, Metazoa, Arthropoda, Insecta, Lepidoptera, Plutellidae. The record is from RefSeq and is a predicted model, not a curated record.
CUACACUUUCUUUAUGUUUUCGAUAUUGUAAUAAUCUCGAAAGAUUUUCAGAAUAUAUCAUCAGUGUUUACAUACGACUUCAAUAGAAGCGAUGAGUGCUCAUUUACACCUUCAGCAAUUGAAGAAAAAUCCUGUGAUGAGAUAAGAGACUCUAAAUUAAAGAACUUUGAACAUAAUAAAUUUACUCAGUCCAAAUCUAAGAAACCAUAUUCAGGUUGCAACAUGACAUUCCUUAUAACACCAGUUAUACCAUUUACUUUUCCAAUAAAUCAGAAUGCACAGAAGAAACAAGUUGGGUAUGAAGAAGUUAUCUAUACAACAAUCAAAGACAUGAAUUUAAUGAAUCUUUCAUUCAUCUAUAAACUGAAAAACGAUGAACCUAUUGGAUUUCUUACUGAAAAUUACACAGCCACAGGAUUGAUGAAACUGCUUCAGAAUGGCUCCAUUAAUGGAAUAUUUGGGGGAAUCAUUCUAUCAAAUCAACGAAUUGGAAUAUUCGAUUUAGUAGAACCACAUUUUUCAGAAAGUUUCGUGGUUGUAGUCCCAAAUUCAGGAUAUCGGGCUAAAUGGAGAGCACUUUUUCCAAGUAUGAUAUCGAAUGUUUGUUUACUGACGUCAUUUUGGUUUAUAUUUUUUUGUUACUUGUCCAUAAAAGUUGAUGCAUUUGAAAUGGCUGGAUCUAAAGAUGUAUUUGUAAUUAUAAUGACUGUGUUCGGAUAUUUUGUAGGCACAGCAACUAGGUGGGAGAUUAAAAAGAUUAGAAAUAGAUUAAUGGUUAUCUCCUGGAUAUUUUUCUCCUGGCUACUGAGCUCUUUUUACCAAAGUAACCUAUCAAGUGAGUUUACAAAACCACUUCAUAAUAGAGAUAUUCAGUCACUACAAGAAGCUAAAAAGGCAAAUUACAAAUUCCAUAUCCAUUUGCUAAAUUAUAAUUAUGCAAAGUCGUCGAAAGACAAUUUUAUUGCCGAAAUCAUGCAAAAUACCAAACCCGUUAUUUGUGAGACUAUUCCAGAAUGUUUGGAUUCUAUUGGAAAUGAUGGCUUUACAAUGGUCACAGCUAAUAAUUUUCAUUAUUUCAAUCCUGAAAAUCACUUAGCUGAUAAAAUGCAUGUCAUAACGCCCGCGAUAUCAAGCUUUUACGCCGUCGCAUAUGUAAAGAAAGGAUACCCUGAUUUAGAACAUCUUAGAACCUUAGUGAAGCGUAUUUUAUCAGCAAGUCUUCAUGAAAAGCAAAUGUCAGAUAUAAGUUACGACUAUUUCAUUAAUAAUUUCUAUAAAACUAGAAAAGAGAGCAAAUAUUUUGUAUCCUUGAAGCAUAUGGAAGACACCUACUAG